AUGGCACUGAUAAUUAUUAUCAGUGCAACGGUUGAAGUCACCUCGGUGAAAGGAAGGGCGGAACCACAUUCGUUUACAAUAGAUGAGCUGCUGUCGUCGCAUUAUGAACACAAGCAUUCAGAUGACCUUGGUAUGGAUCCUUGUAAAGCUGGUAACUUCCAAGGUGAUAUAGCAAUAUCUGAUGACUACUUCAAACCAGCGAAUACCGCUCCAUCCACAUCAAAAAUAAAUAAAUCCCUACAAGAAGAGGUAGAGCGGCUAAAAAAAGAAGUUCUUCUUGAGGGGUUACAAGUUGAAGAAGAAGGUCUUCCAGACAUCUUAAGAAAAAGAACUAAGCAACCCGCAUCUUUAGUUUUGGAGAAACCGAAAAAAUAUAACGAUGCAUCUUUGCAUACAAAAGUACUACCAGCUGGCUUAGACAAAGCACUAUUAAUAAAGAACGGCAAAUUACUCCCAGAGGAAAUCUUAGACAAUUACACUAACGUAGCCUAUCAAAAUAAAUCAAGUCCAACAAAUCAAAGUGCUAUUGUAGAUAAUCUAACAGAAUACGAAAGCUUAGAACAAGAUGGUGUUUUAGUAGUAAAUGUAUCAACCGAUAAUAUUCUCAACCUAGAAGACUUCUUCCCAAGUAUUCAGUUAUCAAAUUUAUCUAACAAAAUGGAUGAGGUGACGAAUAAAAUACAAAGCAACAGUCGGGAAAUCACCGGUGAUUCUAACAAUAAUAUAAAAAUGAAGGAUCUACCAGAAAAUGUGACCGUAGCACCUGCACCUACAAAUGGUGUUAUACCAACAAAUGAACAAGACGAAGAACUUGUUAGCAAAGAUAAGUUAACAAUAAAAAGAACUAAUAAAGGAAUAGAUGAUAAAGUUUAUGAAGCAAAUGAUUUGCUUAAACCAACAGAAAGUCUUCAGAGCCUUUUAGAUGAAACAGAAGUGAGAAAACGUCACAGAAGGCGGAGACAUGGUAACGGGAGACGACUUAGGAAUAUACAAUCCGGCGAAAGGAAGAGCAAGAACUCCCUAAAAUCUAAUGGGAGACUUAGGAAUAUACAAUCCGGCGAAAGGAAGAGUAAGAACUCCCUAAAAUCAUCUGAAGAGAAUCUCGGUGAAUCCCAUUUCGGUAGAAAGAAGUUUUUUCGCCACCAGAAAAAGUACGACGGAAAGGAAAUAAAAUAUAAAAAAUUCGAAAUACCUGAACACGAGUUCGAAGAAAGGUUCGAAGUGAAACCUCCGCCGAAGGACAACAAAAAUGUAACAGAAACGCAACAGUUUAAGGACUGGUUUUUUCGUGACUCCGACAUCGAUUUAGAAGCUAUGGAAAGUCAGUUCUACAAUCAUACAGAGGAACCUAAACGCAGACACCGCACUGUUCGAGCAGCCACUAACCGCAAGGAGCGAAUUUGGGAGUACGGUGUUAUCCCAUACGAAAUAGACGGUAACUUCAGUGGCGCCCACAAAUCACUGUUUAAACAAGCCAUGCGGCAUUGGGAGAAUUUUACCUGCGUAAAGUUCGUUGAACGGGAUUCCAGCAUGCACAAAGAUUAUAUUGUAUUUACAGAAAGACCUUGUGGGUGUUGCUCGUUCGUGGGCAAGCGGGGCAGCGGCGCACAGGCGAUAUCAAUCGGCAAGAACUGCGACAAGUUCGGCAUCGUGGUGCACGAGCUGGGCCACGUGGUCGGCUUCUGGCACGAGCACACGCGCCCCGACCGGGACAACCACGUGCAGAUCAUCAGAGACAACAUUUUGAGUGGUCAAGAGUACAACUUCAACAAGCUCACGUAUGAAGAAGUUAACUCGUUGGGUCAGACCUAUGACUACGACAGCAUAAUGCACUACGCAAGGAACACGUUCAGUAAAGGCACGUACUUGGACACGAUACUCCCGUUGGAAGUUCACGGGAAGAAGAGGCCGGAGAUCGGGCAACGAGUGAGGCUCAGCGCCAGUGAUAUAGCUCAAACCAAUUUACUGUACAAGUGUGCGAAAUGUGGGAAAACCUUCCUGGGUAACUCGGGGUGGUUCACCUCCCCGGGCUGGGGCUCAGAGGCGGCGCCCGCCGUGCCCGAGCGCUGCGAGUGGAGGAUCGUCGCCACGCACGGAGAGAGAGUUGUCCUCAACAUAACUGAAAUCGACAUUCACAAAUCGGACGGAUGCCGCUCCGAGUGGGUAGAGGUCCGAGACGGGUACAUGCCGAACGCGCCCGUUCUAGGACGGAUUUGUGGCUCUGGAAAGGGUCCGAUGAUGAGGUCGACUGGGUCCCGGCUUACCGUCGUCUAUCAACCAGGCUUAAGGCCAAAGCCGCAUAGGGGAUUCCGGGCUCAUUAUGAAGCGGUUUGCGGCGGCGACAUAGAGGUUGAUAACAGCGGCCAUUUGGAGUCACCAAACUAUCCCGAUGAUUACCAACCCAAUAAGUUGUGCGUAUGGAGGCUUUCCGUGCCACAGGACUACCAAGUCGCAUUGCGGUUUCAUUCCUUUGAAGUGGAGAACCAUGAUACUUGCAAUUAUGAUAAAGUGAAAGUGAGGGACGGUGAUUCUAUGGACAGUCCGCUCAUCGGGAUGUUCUGUGGACACAAGAUACCACCAGACAUCAGAUCAACUUCGAACAAACUCCUAGUGAUCUUCGAGUCGGAUAGCUCUGUGCAGAAGGCGGGCUUCUCGGCGACGUUUAUGAAGGAGUUCGAUGAGUGCGCGUCCAUCGACCACGGCUGCAGUCACUCGUGCGUGAACACGCUGGGCGGCUACGAGUGCGCCUGCGACAUCGGCUACGAGCUGCACUCCGACGGCAAGAAAUGCGAGAAUGCAUGUGGCGGUGUAUUAUACGCACCUAACGGUACCAUCACGUCCCCAUCUUUCCCGGACCUGUACCCACCUUCGAAAAACUGCCUGUGGGAGAUCGUGGCACCGCCUCAGCAUCGCAUCACUCUAAAUUUCACGCAUUUUGACCUUGAAGGCACCAACAAUAUGUACCACCAGGAGUGCGAGUACGACAGCGUGACGGUGCACUCGCGGCUGGGCGACGACGUGCUGCGGCGGCACGGCGCGUUCUGCGGCUCCGCGCUGCCGCCGCCCGUCACCUCCGACGGAUCCGUGCUGCGCGUGCAGUUCACAUCGGACACGUCGGUGCACCACUCGGGCUUCGCGGCCACGUACUACAUGGACGUGGACGAGUGCGCGGAGAACAACGGCGGCUGCCAGCACGAGUGCCGCAACACGCUGGGCGGCUUCGAGUGCGCCUGCCACAGCGGCUUCGCGCUGCACCACAACAAGCGCGACUGCAAGGAGGGUGGCUGCAAGCACGACAUCACGCAUCCGCACGGAACCAUAUUCAGUCCAAACUAUCCCGACACGUAUCCUUCUAGAAAGGACUGUGUCUGGCAAUUCUCUACGACUCCUGGUCACCGCAUCAAGUUAAUCUUCAACGUGUUCGAGCUGGAAUCACAUCAGGAAUGUACGUACGAUCACGUGUCGAUAUACGAUGGCGCGUCAGCAGAUGAGAAGACACUGGGACGAUUCUGCGGCAGCAAGUUGCCGCAUCCUGUUGUUGCCUCACAGAAUCAGAUGUAUGUCGUGUUCAAGUCCGAUGCGUCCGUUCAGAGGAAGGGUUUCCUAGCUACUUACUCAACUGCGUGCGGCGGCUACCUGUCGGCGACGGAGACGGUGCGGCACCUGUACUCGCACGCGCGCUACGGACACGACUCGUACGAGUCGCGCGCCAACUGCGACUGGAGCAUCGUGGCGCCGCUCGGCCACUUCGUGCGCCUCACCUUCCUCACCUUCGAGCUCGAGCCCGAGGCCAACUGCGGCUACGACUACGUGCAGGUGUUCGGUGGCCUGGAGGGCAGUGCCGGCGACUAUGGCAGCUUUUGCGGGACGAAGACUCCACCGGAAAUCGUUUCUACCACAGAGGCACUCCUCGUAAAAUUCCGUACAGACGACUCGAUAGUCUUCAAGGGAUUCUCAGCAUCUUACCAAGCGGUUAAACCAGAGUUAUGGAGCGAAGAAGACAGCUCUGAAGGUGGAGAAAUCGAAGAAGAAGAGGAUGAACGCAUGCCCCCAUUAGUUGUGGGGCGAAGGGGCUUACGCGCACCCUUACCAAGAUUUGUUAGGCGACCUACGUGA
Molecule: messenger RNA, 4116 nt
Organism: Parnassius apollo (apollo)
Lineage: Eukaryota; Metazoa; Arthropoda; Insecta; Lepidoptera; Papilionidae
Source: the annotation of a GenBank genome assembly